AUGCCGCAGAUUCGGCUCAAUCGGGCGCAGAAGGAGGAGGUGAAGCAGUUUCGGACGAUCACCGGCGCCACGGAGAAGACUGCCAUUGAAUAUCUGAGGGCCGAGAGCUGGAACCUUCAGAACGCGAUCGACUUCUAUUACACCAGCCCGCCCGCCAUGCCGGCCCCCAAGAUUGACAGGAAGGCGAUUGAGAGGCUGUGGGCGAAAUACAGAGAUGCGCAGGGAGACACAAUGUUGGCAGAAGGCAUCAGUCUGUUCUGUGAGGACUUGCAAGUGGACCCUACAGAUGUGGCUCUGCUGGUGUUGAGCUGGCACAUGAAUGCAGAGGUGAUGAGCGAGUUCAAGAAGGAGGAGUUCGUUGAUGGUCUGAUGCAGUUGGGCUGUGACUCAAUCGAAAAGCUGCGGAAACGGUUGCCAGACCUGCGAGCAGAGCUGAACGAUGCUGAGACGUUCCCAAAGAUCUACGACUACGCAUACAUGUUUGCAAGAGAGAAAGGGCAGAAAUGCGUGCAUCAGCCCAUGGCCAUCGCCAUGUGGCAGCUGUUGUUCAUCAACUCGCAACACUGGGAGCUUCUGGACAAGUGGAUAGAGUUUCUGCAGACCCACCACAACAGGGCCAUCUCGAAAGACACCUGGGUUCAGCUCCUGGACUUCAAAAGGACCGUGGCUCCCGACUUCUCAAACUUCGACCCCAGCGGUGCGUGGCCAUACCUGAUAGACGAGUUUGUGGAGCACAUGGCCCCGCGGUCCGAAUCACAGUCGCAGUGA
This is a messenger RNA of Ostreobium quekettii, 768 nucleotides long. The record is from the annotation of a GenBank genome assembly. Lineage: Eukaryota; Viridiplantae; Chlorophyta; Ulvophyceae; Bryopsidales; Ostreobiaceae.